CGAUCCCUUCUUCACUUUUCCCUUCCUUCCUUUGCCUCCUUCCAGGAGUUUUCCGUGGACUUCCUCAUGCCAACUCUGCCGGCAUCGCUCAAGGGCUCGCCUGACCUGGCGCCUCACCUGAGAAACAAGAACGGGCAAGCAGUUAACCUGCAGGUGUUCUUGGGCGCGGGGCUCGCCGUCCUCUGCUUCUGCCUUCUUCUCAGCUGUGCGAUCUGCUGGCACUGGCGAAAGAAGCGGAAAGACAAGGGCAAAGCGUGGCGGCCGCAUCGCAGCCUGGUGGACCUGGGGCUAGCCCUGCCUUCCCAAGUGACCGCUGUGCCCAUCCAGCAGCAGUACACGGAGAUCGAAGGAGAAGUUCUCGAUCGCCCAUCUCCUGAGCUUACCGAAUCACUGGUGAUACCCGACCACGCCAGCCCACCCAAGAGCCUACAUCGUGGCAGGGCGUCUUUACCCAGCAUCCCCUUCUCAGCCAAGCUGACCCUUCCGGCCAAGCCCACGCUGAGCCUGGGACGUCGCUGUACCAUCUCCGGGAGCAGCGCACUGGGGGAUGAGAGCCAUCUUCUCUCCAGUCCCAUCCAGGCCAUCGACAUCACACGGUCGUACACCGUGCUAAGGAACCUGCCCAAUGCCCGUUCUAAGCCACGGCCGCUCCUCCACUUCACUCUGUUUUACUCAGAGCCUGAGGCCACCCUGAUUGUGACAGUGAUUGGCGUCUCCCACCUGCCCAAGGGCUUCCGGGCCAGCCGGGAUUCCUACGUCAAGGUCUACCUGCUUCCAAAAUCUGCUGAGCCCCAGCGCACCGCCCUGCACAAGAAGAGCCUGAAUCCGGAGUUCCAUGAGCAGUUCCAUUUCAGCCACUAUAGCCUGGAGGAGCUGCAGGGUCUAACUCUGCGCUUCGCCAUCUAUGCGAAGGGGUUCCACAACCUGAAGGAUUUCUUCAUCGGGGAGGUGAUGUUCCCAUGCACGCAAGCGGCCUUGGAACAAGGCGUCUCCUCCGCCUAUACCCAGGAACUGUCGACCACCAAAACCAAACUUAAAAAGUCUCUCAGUUCCCAGGACGUGAGCUGCAGCCCUCCGCUCCCCCGGCCCAAGUCUGCCGGGCAGCUCUUCCUCCUCCUGCAGUACCAGGCGCUGGCCGGUCGCAUCAAAGUGCUGGUGCGGAAGGCGGAGAACUUGGGCCGCCUCACCCGCAUUCCAGGGACGCCAGACCACUACGUCACAAUCCGCCUCUGCCACAACGGGGAGGUCAUUGACACCAAAGAGACCAAGUCCAUCGCCGGCUGCAAUCCUGUGUGGAACACCCCAUUCCUCUUCAGUGUUCCCCCGGGAGACAUCUUGGAGCAAGCCCUGUCUUUGGAGUUCACGGUCAUGCAGGCUCGUCUCUACACUCGCAGCUGCGCCGUGGGGCGAGUGCUGAUCGGCCCCGAUGCUCCAGAGAUGGGGCAGACCCACUGGAAAGAGAUGUGCAGUCGAGGGAAGGUGGAAUCUGCUCGUUGGCACGCCAUUCGACCCGAAGGUGCUCAGCUCUGCCCUUGAGGAGCACACCUGACAAUUUG
This is a messenger RNA of Heteronotia binoei (common prickly gecko), 1556 nucleotides long. Its product is annotated as synaptotagmin-5-like. The record is from RefSeq and is a predicted model, not a curated record. Gene Ontology annotation, molecular function: phosphatidylserine binding; calcium ion binding; clathrin binding. Gene Ontology annotation, cellular component: axon; synapse. The transcript is spliced from 5 exons. The coding region runs from base 67 to 1536 and encodes 489 amino acids. NCBI's taxonomy places the organism in Eukaryota, Metazoa, Chordata, Lepidosauria, Squamata, Gekkonidae. Gene Ontology annotation, biological process: vesicle fusion; regulation of dopamine secretion; calcium-ion regulated exocytosis.